Morone saxatilis (striped sea-bass) is the source of this 2903-nucleotide messenger RNA. RefSeq names its product G protein-coupled receptor kinase interacting ArfGAP 2b (gene git2b). Gene Ontology annotation, molecular function: GTPase activator activity; protein binding. The transcript is spliced from 21 exons. The record is from RefSeq and is a predicted model, not a curated record. Gene Ontology annotation, biological process: regulation of ARF protein signal transduction; brain development. Lineage: Eukaryota; Metazoa; Chordata; Actinopteri; Moronidae. The coding region runs from base 190 to 2367 and encodes 725 amino acids.
AGUGUUAGAAUGGGACACCGCUUUGUUCAACAGUAGGGAGGGCAGACCAGCACAGUGGCUUUGCCUGCUAGAAUCGCUACAGACAAUCUGCUGGGGCGCAAUAUCCCGUCUUAUCUGUGUCCAGCUGUGUUGUAACGUACCUUUCCAAAUAUCUGUCUUUCCUGGACUCUUAAGGAUUUACGUCGAGGGAUGUCAAAGCGAGUACGAAGCAGAGAGGUCUGCGCUGAUUGCAGUGCCCCGGAGCCACGUUGGGCCUCUGUUAACAGGGGUGUGUUGAUCUGCGAUGAGUGCUGCAGCAUCCAUCGAGGUCUGGGGCGACACAGCUCUCAAGUCCGACAUCUGACUCAUUCUCCGUGGCCAUCCUCCCAGUUACAGAUGGUCCAGACGCUGUAUGGCAAUGGAGCUAAUUCCAUAUGGGAGCAUAGUCUUCUGGACCCUUCCUCUUCAGUGAGUGGGAAGCGCAAAGCCAACCCCCAGGACAGAGUUCAUCCCAACAAGACAGAGUUCAUCAAGGCCAAAUAUCAGAUGUUGGCGUAUGUCCAUCGGAUGCCUUGUCGGGAGGAUGACAGUGUAACCGCAAAAGACCUCAGCAAGCAACUCCACUCCAGUGUUCGGACUGGAAACCUGGAGACCUGCCUAAGACUCUUAUCUUUGGGAGCACAGGCCAACUUCUUCCAUCCAGAGAAAGGAAAUACCCCACUACACAUAGCUGCAAAAGCAGGACAAAUGUUACAAGCAGAACUGUUGGCAGUUUAUGGAGCUGAUCCCGGGGCUCUGGACUCCAGUGGAAAGACCCCCAUUGAUUAUGCAAGACAAGCUGGGCACCAGGAGCUGGCAGAGAGGCUAGUGGAGAUACAGUAUGAACUCACUGACCGGUUAACAUUUUACCUUUGUGGUAGACGACCGGAUCACAGAAACGGACAACACUUCAUCAUCCCACAAAUGGCAGACAGCAGCCUAGAUUUGUCAGAAUUUGCUAAAGCAGCAAAGAAGAAGCUCCAGUCGCUAAGUAACCAUCAGUUUGAAGAACUGGCGAUGGAUGUUUAUGAUGAAGUUGACCGAAGAGAAACAGAUGCAGUGUGGUUGGCCACUCAGAACCACAGCACACUUGUAACCGACACCACAGUUGUGCCUUUUCUGCCUGUCAAUCCAGAGUACUCAUCUACCAGAAACCAGGGUCGUCAAAAAUUGGCACGGUUUAGUGCUCACGAGUUUGCCACCCUGGUCAUUGAUAUUUUAACUGAUGCUAAACGACGGCAGUGGGGUAAUUCCUGCGAAAGUCCCAAAGAGAAUGUGGAGCUGAUCCUUCAGGGAAUAGACAGUCGCCAUAACAGUGAGAGCCAGGACAAUGACCAGCCAGAUUACGACAGUGUGGCAUCAGAUGAAGAUCCAGUGCAAGAGGCCACCUGUGGAGACAGCUGCAAUGAUAGAAGGACCAAGAGCUCAGAGUCAUCCGACCUUUCCGAUGGACCAAUCACAGUGCAGGAAUUUAUGGAGGUGAAGAGCGCGCUCACUGCAUCAGAAGCCAAAAUACAACAGCUCCUUAAAGUCAACUGUCACCUUAGUGAAGAGCUGCGGUCGAUGCAGAGCAAGCUGAACUCCCUGCAGACCGAAAACACAACACUGCGAUGGCAGACCCCCAGCGGACAACAACACCUCCAGGCCCCCUUCGGUCGACACCCACCCCGCGGAGGUCGAGCCCUGUCCAUGUAUGAGACGGGCUCUAGUCCGAGGCAGUACCCCCACCGAGCCGAAACAGCCCGGCACGAGGAUGGAGUCAUUUUACAACCCUUUCCAACCAACAUUGGGAGGGGUCCUUUGGGGACGGCUGCUUCCUCCCUUCCUACCUUCCCCUCUUCCCUGUCCUGGUCGUGGGAUGAGAGAUCUCGAAGGGGAUGUAGUCUGGAAGGACAGAGUAUCAUGCUGGAGAAUGAUUACGACACAACGCCUAACCACUCUGAACUGGAGGAGACUGGCAGCCCCCCUCCAGCUUCUGAUGCAGUAGAGCCGGGGGAAGAGGGGGAGGAAGAUGCCACCCUGCCAUGCACAGAGGACGUCAUCUGUAAGACCGAGCAGAUCACUAAGAACAUACAGGAGCUUCUGAGAGCUGCCCAGGAGACCAAACAUGAAAGCUUCCUGCCCUGUUCAGAAAAGAUCUGCGUGGCUGUGAAAGAGAUGGCCGCCCUUUUUCCCAAGAGGCAUUCGCCUCGGAGACCUGUGCGAGGGUCUCUGUGUCUGCUCACUUCGAGUGCAGCCGGCUCCAAUGGAGAGUGCCAGAAGCGCCGCAGAGUCAUCCAGUGCGCCUAUGACAUUGCCAAAGCUGCCAAGCAACUUGUCACUGUGACAACCAAAGAAAACAACAACUAACCGAAACCCAAAGACAUUCCUGAUUCACCCAAAAUACAGUUUAUCAACAAUGUUGCUAAUUUAAAUUUAAUCAGUGUUAAAACCAUUUUUUGUUUUGUUUUCCUACAUUAAUCAGAGUAAGCGUUCACAUACAUUCCUCGAGGUGGGAAAAUCUUUAUAAGAAAAAAAAAAGAAGACGCACUGUGCAAAAUUAUUGAUCAAUCAAAACAUUUAUUUAUUUAGUAGUUUUUGUACCGUGGUAAUAAGUAAACAAACAUCUUUAAAGAUGUAGAACAGAAUCUGUUACUAUUCUUUACCUCACAAAGAGAGAACAGUUUAUUCCAACACAAUUUCCAAAAAAGUGCAAUGUUGUGUGUAUAUAUAUAAAACAAUUAAAACAACAAGCAGUUGAGCCUUCUACAUUGCACUUUUCUCCAUAGAGGUCAUCAGUUGUGGUCCUUGAUGUCGAGCGUCAGGCUUGGCUGAGCUGCCAGAGACACCUCGCAUCAAGGAUCAGAAUAGAUAAACCUUAAUCUACACCAGUGACAUCAGUUUUU